UGAAAAUUUGCAGAAAAUGUUGAUUUUUGUUAAAACAUUUGUUUUUACGAUUUAGUGUUUACUAACAUUCAGCCGACCAUGCCAACCAAGGCGGUUUGUUUAUCAUCAAAAGAACGGUCUAUUCCAGCUCGCCCCAAAAACUUCUUGAAAAUCAUGAACAGCGCCACCGCUUGACUCAAUUCAAGUUAGUGAUCCCGCCAUUCAACAACAGUCAGACGACAGUGUUCAAUAGUUAUUGUAUGUACAGAGCAGUACACAUCAUAUCAUACUGCAGCAGUGAAUGGAAGUGGGCUGUGAUGUGGCCCAACCACUGACUGAACCUCUCUCUACCACACAACGAACUUUGAAGACGUCUUCCAUUUCCUGUUUACAAAAAGAAGAGAAGAAUGUAAAGUAAGUCUUCCUAAGAACUGUGAUGUGGAAGUUCAGUCGGAGUGAAGCAAUAAGAUCAUCCCACCAUGUCAAGCAAUGUCAAGAAACUCGCCAAGACACGGCGCAUCAGUCGCAGUAGUAUGUCAGCAUCCGUCUUGAUUAAAGAACGCUGGCGCUCAACAUCGGAACGUCUCUCGGAGGCUGCCGAGCUUGUGUCGGCAUUCAUCAACAGAAACACAUACACCGCUGCUACUUUCCUCGGACUGGGUAAAUUCGUUGAUACCCCACACACUGAAGAGAUGGUGGUGCAGCAGACAAGGGUGUUGUGCCGCGACUAUAUCUUUGCUAAACUCCGAGAGCGUUCUCUUCUUAAACACGAUAUCUACCCUCCCGGUCUGGAAGCGAAGGAUGUCGUCUCUGCCUGCCACCCCAGGGGCCACAGUGUUUCCUGCGGGGCAUGCGACGUUUCCCGAGAGCUCGUCUCCAUCACUCAAGAGUUCGACAAGAUGUAUCCGUACCUCUUCCGCGACGUCUGUACCUACUUACGCAUUAAUUUCCAGACAGGCACACAGCUUCAAACGGUCUUUGUAGCGGUCGCCGCUGAACUGUUUAGACGUAACAUCACAUGGGCGCGGGUAGUGGCACUGUUUGCCUUUGCUGGGGCACUGGUUGUGGAAUGCGUUGAAAAUGGUCAUGUGAGCUAUGCUAACGUGGUCGUCGACUCGAUGCAAAAGUUCACACGCCGGAGAUUGGCAGCCUGGAUUGUCAAGCAAGGAGGAUGGCCUGCCUUGGUUCAUCACAUCCAGAGUUAUCGAGUGUCAUCAGCAAGACUCUGGUUCCUCACCAUCAUUGGAGCAGCUACUGGAAUAGCUGUCUCACUGGGCUUCCCUUAACGGUAAAGUAAAGUGAUACGCAGUCAACACUGAAGCAUUUUCAUGCAACUAGCAGGGUGCAUAUAAUUAUGUAGAGAACACCUUACAAGGCUUUAGUGUGUGUUACCAUGGAGCAAUAAACUGCUCCAUGGUGUUGCCAAGUUAUUUACAUCAGAGUUAAAAUGUAGUGUAUACCAGGAAGCUAAGGGUUUUGUACUGUGACACUGUCCGUCUCGAGUUAAGCCUAGGUUGCAAUGCUUUUUGAAAUACAUGUACAUGUAAUCCUCCAAAUCCUCCAGUGGGGGAGUCGUGCAUAUUAAACGGCAUUACAAUAUUAUUAUAUGGAAUUCAGAAUUUCUUUUCCUUUUUGAAAUAAUCUUCUAGAAGGGAACAUGAUGUGCAAUUAUGGUGUUAUUAUGACUAUACAGUAGUCUCGUCUCAAGACAGAAAUUGGUGGUGUUACAGUACAAAACCCCUUGCUGCAGUGCCUUAAAAAAUACGCAACAAUUUAGACUUAAUUUUUUUGGUGAACUCUGAAUGCUUAUAUUGAGAGGAAGUAAAUGCCAACUUUUUAUUAGCAAUGGAAAUAUUUUGUGUAGCAUUUUGCUCUAACUAUCAACGGGAAAUCAUUCACUGGAUAUUUUGGCUAUUGUUUAAUAAAUUUAAAACUAUUCUUCAGAAAUUAUAAUGGUUUACAAAAAUUAUUGCAGGUGUACUCUCUUUAACAGUCAACAGCCAAAGGUUUAUAUUUUUCGAAUAUUCGUCCCUUUUAUACAAGUUUUGUAAACUGAUUUUCUAACAGUAAAGUUUUUUAGAUCUUUUCAGAGUAUUUUAUUGCAUGGUAGCUUAUGUACUUGUCCGUAUCGGACAUGGUGGCUUAUCUGCUGAUUGUUUGCUAAAUGUAUUUAAUUGUAUACCAAUACAAAACCAAGGGAACUACUAACUAAUUAAAAGAGUAGUAUAGACCCUAUUCACGAUGCACAGCGCACAUGUACGCACCCAUGAUCCUGUCCGCCAUAUUGUGUGUCAAAACGUGCACAAAAGAAUGGACUUGUCUUGCUUGAAUUGCCAGUGUUUUAAUUCCAUCAUUGGUUUACAGUUGUUCUAGGUGUCACAUUUUUACAUUCGUUGUUUCUUAUUCUGUUAUAUUUUUGCGGUAAUACUAUAUCCUGUACGCUUUGUUGAUAUCUUGGCCGAAUAAAUAAUAAUAAAAUAAUAACAACUCCCCUAAAAGGCAGAAAAUGGUAGACACGCAUUGUUCGUGUACACCAGCCUUUUGUGCACGCCUUGACACACAAAAUGGCGGAAAGGAGACGCGCCGUGUAUGUUCACUGCGCGUUGUGCAUAGGGUCUUAUUGUCGCUAGUGAAUCACUCACUACUUCAUGAUUUGUGCAACUCAUAAUCAUACAUGUUAAACCAAUGUUUGUGAUGAGAGAGAUCGGCUGUUGCCAGCUUGGGGUGCAUUUUGGCGGUCGUAACCAAUAACUGUUCGGUUGAACUUGCCAUCGGUUAACCACUGGCCAGUGACCGAAACAGUUGUUGGUUACGACGGCCAAAACGCACCCUUGGUGUUUAUUUUCACUUUGUGGGAGUUUUUUUUAAGUUCCCUAGCCUGGAAGAUCAUGUAAUCAAACAAACGAUGUGCCUUCUCUUGAAAACCCCAUAAUAGUUAUUAGUUAUGAUUUUACCCUUGUACACCGAUGUGUGUUAGCACUGUAUGUACAUGUGUAUGUAUACUCAGUACAUUCCCAGAGUUCUGUGAAAAC
Molecule: messenger RNA, 3011 nt
Organism: Asterias rubens (European starfish)
Lineage: Eukaryota; Metazoa; Echinodermata; Asteroidea; Forcipulatida; Asteriidae
Product: bcl-2-related ovarian killer protein homolog B-like
Exons: 4
Coding region: 459-1265 (268 amino acids)
Biological process (GO): extrinsic apoptotic signaling pathway in absence of ligand; intrinsic apoptotic signaling pathway in response to DNA damage; regulation of apoptotic process
Cellular component (GO): mitochondrial outer membrane
Molecular function (GO): protein homodimerization activity; protein heterodimerization activity
Source: RefSeq, a predicted model, not a curated record